Messenger RNA from Pyrus x bretschneideri (Chinese white pear), 2460 nucleotides. RefSeq names its product ATP-dependent DNA helicase Q-like 2. Gene Ontology annotation, molecular function: RNA binding; 3'-5' DNA helicase activity; ATP binding. NCBI's taxonomy places the organism in Eukaryota, Viridiplantae, Streptophyta, Magnoliopsida, Rosales, Rosaceae. The transcript is spliced from 20 exons. Bases 117 to 2237 code for a protein of 706 amino acids. Gene Ontology annotation, cellular component: mediator complex; chromosome; cytoplasm. Gene Ontology annotation, biological process: double-strand break repair via homologous recombination; DNA replication. The record is from RefSeq and is a predicted model, not a curated record.
GAAAGAGUAAUAACUUUUAGCGUUGGAAUUGCGUACGCUGUGCUGCAUUGCGGUGAAAGCAGCAGUUCCGAAUCACCCUCUCUCUGAGUCUCUCUCUGUCGCGUAAGGAGCUUGGCAUGGAAACGGAGGACAUAAUAGCAGAAGAGCUGCAAAACGUAGAGGCUGAAAUCCAAGGCGUCCAAGACCAAAUUAAGAUAUUGCUUGACCAACAAGAGAGUUUAUAUGAAAGGCAAUCUGAACUGCAAGCUUUACUUGAAGCAUCUAAAGAUUCAUCAUAUCCUGUUAAAGGUGCUUCAAAUGCUGAGGAAAACUGGUCUGGGAUAUUUGAGUGGGAUUCUCGAGCUAAUGAUGUUAGGUUCAAUUUAUUUGGCAUAUCCACAUAUCGUGCAAAUCAGCGAGAGAUUAUCAAUGCUGUGAUGAGUGGAAGAGAUGUUUUAGUGAUUAUGGCUGCGGGUGGUGGCAAGAGCCUCUGUUACCAGCUUCCAGCAAUUCUUCGUGAUGGAGUUGCUCUUGUUGUCAGUCCUUUGCUUUCAUUGAUUCAGGACCAGGUGAUGGGUUUGUCAGCUUUAGGCAUUCCAGCUCAUAUGUUGACAUCAACUACUAAUAAGGAGGAGGAGAAGUCAAUAUACAAGUCCCUCGAAAAGGGGGAGGGAGAUUUGAAAAUAUUGUACGUGACACCAGAAAAGAUAUCAAAGAGUAAGAGGUUUAUGUCAAAACUUGAAAAGUGCCAUAACGCUGGUCGUCUAUCUCUCAUUUCUAUUGACGAGGCACAUUGCUGCAGCCAGUGGGGUCAUGAUUUUCGACCUGACUACAAAAGUCUUGGUAUCCUCAAGACUCAGUUUCCCAAUGUUCCUGUGAUUGCUCUGACUGCCACUGCUACCCAGAAAGUGCAAAGUGAUCUGAUGGAGAUGCUUCACAUUCCUAGAUGUGUAAAAUUUGUCAGCACAGUCAACAGGCCAAAUCUAUUUUAUAUGGUACGAGAGAAGUCUUCAGUUGGCAAGGUGGUGGUUGAUGAAAUUGCAGAAUUUAUUCAUCACUCUUAUUCAGAUCAUGAAUCUGGCAUAGUGUAUUGCUUUUCUCGAAAGGAAUGUGAACAGGUUGCAAAGGAGCUGCGUGAGAAAGGAAUAUCAGCUCAUCAUUAUCAUGCAGACAUGGAUGCAAAUGCUCGUGAAAAUGUUCAUAAGCGGUGGAGCAAUGGAAAGCUACAAGUCAUCGUAGGCACUGUAGCAUUUGGCAUGGGAAUCAACAAACCAGAUGUCAGGUUUGUCAUCCAUCACAGCCUAAGUAAAUCAAUGGAAACAUACUACCAGGAAAGUGGCCGAGCUGGACGAGAUGGACUCCCUUCUCAAUGCCUACUGUAUUUUAGACCCGGUGAUGUUCCUAGACAGAGUUCAAUGGUCUUCUAUGAAAAUUCUGGAUUGCAGAACCUUUAUGACAUAGUACGAUAUUGUCAGUCAAAAAGACAAUGCCGCCGUAGUUCGUUUUUCCGCCAUUUUGCUGAGCCAUUACAGGACUGCAAUGGGAUGUGUGACAACUGUGCAUUUUCCAAUGAGGUUAAAGAGCUGGAUGUGUCACGUCAUGCAAAGGUUAUUAUUUCUUUGCUGCAAGAUGUACAAGAAAAUGAUCAAAGAUUGACUGUGCUGCAAUUAGUUGAUAAAAUCAAAAUAAAGCACAAGGAACUAGGUUGUGAGCUGAACAGAGAGGAAAUAGAGAAGCUUGUCAUACAGCUUAUAUUAGAUCGAUUUUUGAAAGAAGAAUUUCAGCAUACAGCUUAUGCCACAAAUGCAUAUGUAACAAUAGGACCCUUGGCAAAGCAAGUAUUGCAAGGUAAGAGAAACAUAAAGCUUGAAAUGACUAGCGGACAAAAGAAAGUAGCUGGUAUGAGAUCAGUUAAACACAGUCGUGCUUCCUCUACUCUGGAAUUGAAGCUUGGCGAGCUGAGGAAGGAACUAUCUUCAGUUCAUGGAGGAAUAUUUCCACAUUCUGUUCUGUCUACUCAACAAAUCAGCUUGAUAAGUGCCCAGAAGCCAAAUUCAAUGGAACUGUUGGAGAAUAUAAUUGGAAAAGUGAAGACGGAGAAAUACGGAAGUAGAAUCCUUGAACAAGUGACAAAGUAUGCUGAUUCGGCGCAGCCUGAUGAGGUUAAAGAAGAAGAAGAAAAUGAAAACAGAGCCUCAAAAAGGCUAAAGAGCAAAAAGCAACUUAUCCUUGUUGAGAGUAGUGAUGAUGAAUCAUGAUAGGAUCAGUUCUAACUCUCUUUUGUUUGACUUCCCACAACAUAGACACUAUCUGGGUAUGGAGCUCGUUUGAGUGCAUAAUAUGCUGGAGAUGGAAAAUUAUGUUUCUUAUCAGUUUUCAUUGUAAAAGGGAAAAACGGUAAAUGUACUAAAAGACAAGCCAAUUAUGGCUCUGUCCUCGAAAUCAGAAAAAUUACGCAAUGAGCUGAGUUUUUACAAUUUA